Prosopis cineraria is the source of this 981-nucleotide messenger RNA. Its product is annotated as tabersonine-19-hydroxy-O-acetyltransferase-like. Lineage: Eukaryota; Viridiplantae; Streptophyta; Magnoliopsida; Fabales; Fabaceae. The transcript has a single exon. Bases 1 to 981 code for a protein of 326 amino acids. The record is from RefSeq and is a predicted model, not a curated record.
AUGUUAUUGUCAAACGGUUCUUUAUUCUUUGUCCAGUUCACAAUGUUCGGUUGUGGUGGGACAGCCAUAGGAAUUUGCAUCAGCCACAAGAUUUCCGAUCUAGCGACCUUCCUCACAAUCCUUCAGAGCUGGACCGCCGCCUGUCGGGGAGCUGGAGAUCCGUAUGUUCCCGACUUAGGCCUCGCCUCUUCCCUUUUACCUCCACGAGAAAUUCCGGUGAUGUCCGCUUCUGUCAACAUGGCAGUCGACAAGUUCACGACCAGACGGUUCGUUUUCAGUCCUUCCAUGGUGGAAGCACUCAAGCGCGGAAUAGAAACCGCUCUCGGAAAAGACAACGAUCAGUUUCGCCCGUCGCGCGUCGAGGUAGUGCUUGCGUUGAUUUGGAGAUGCGCAGUGCUAUCUCACAGUUCCAAAACGGGGUUGUUCAAGCGGUCGGCCAUGUUCCAAGGCGUGAAUCUCCGUCCCCGAAUGGAGCCUCCGGUGCCGGCGACGGUGAUCGGGAAUCUCGUGUUGCCUUUCGUGGUGAUGGUGGAGGAAGAGAAGGAGAUGGAAUUGCACGAGGUGGUGAAGAAGAUGAGGAAAGGAAUGAAGGAGUUCAUAGAGAAGAAGGCAAGAAAGUUCAAAGAAGGAGAUGGGGUUGAAGCAGUAAUGGAGUUUCUGAAGGAGAGAGGAGAGAUGAUGAAGAAGAAGAAGGAGGAGACAGUGGUUUAUAAGUGUUCGAGUUGGUGUAGGUCGGCAUUGUACGACGUGGAUUAUGGGUGGGGGAACCCUGUGUGGAUGUCGAGUGUGAACAAGAUGGUGAGCAAUACAGUGGCUUUGCUGGAUUCCAGAGAUGGUGGGGUUGAAGCCCUGGUGACUCUGGACGAGCAAGAGAUGAAGAUCUUUGAACAUCAUCAAGAGAUACUUCAUUAUGCUCAGCUUAAUCCCAGCAUGGUUCUUCCACCUUCUAAGCCUAAACCUUUUAUCAGUGCAUCACUGUGA